AUAAUGGAGAAAGACUACAGACCCCCUCCUUCUGUUCCUCAGAUGAAUCAGACAGGCGUAAACUUCCCUGGCCAGCAGGCCGUGUACCCACCACAAGCAGGUCCACAAGCUCCACCUUAUCAACCACCUCCUUAUGGGUUUGGGGAUCCGACCAUCACUGUCCAGCCCACGGUGAUCCCUAUGGCUGCACAGAUGGUGGUUGUGAGUUUUCCUGAUGUACCGGUCCGCACUACCUGUCCUCACUGCAUGACAGACGUCCUCACAGAAACUGAACAUAUCAAUGGAUUGCUCACCUGGCUAAUUUGUGGAAGCCUUGCGAUCUUUGCGUGCUGGCUCUGUUGUUGCAUCCCGUUCUGUGUGGAUGCAUGCAAGGAUGUGAAGCACACCUGUCCAAACUGCAGAAAGAUCAUCCGCAUUUACAAACGUAUGUAGAACAUACUGCACAAGAGAACAUGAAGAUCCACCAAAAUACUGAAGAGUUGCCCAGAAAUCACUUUAUGCACUGUUACCUUAUUACAAAUUUGUGACAUUCAAAGCGAUUCAAUAAAGAUUGAUUGAAGAUAUCA
Molecule: messenger RNA, 566 nt
Organism: Carassius auratus (goldfish)
Lineage: Eukaryota; Metazoa; Chordata; Actinopteri; Cypriniformes; Cyprinidae
Product: lipopolysaccharide-induced tumor necrosis factor-alpha factor homolog
Exons: 4
Coding region: 4-432 (142 amino acids)
Cellular component (GO): nucleus; cytoplasmic side of lysosomal membrane; cytoplasmic side of late endosome membrane
Molecular function (GO): zinc ion binding
Source: RefSeq, a predicted model, not a curated record